ACGCCUCCGAAGAAUCGACUUGAGCAUGCGCUCUAGGGUUGGCGGAAAUGGCUACAACAGUUGGCAAGAAGAAGAAAGUGACGAGCUCUGAGUUCGUCUCAAGCGAUGAAGACAGAGACACGGAUCAAGAGCCACUGAAGAAGAAGAAGAAAACAAAGGCAGAAAGCAGCAAGAAAACAGGAAAACCACAGUUGGAGUUUGAUUUGGAUAAGAAACGCAGAGUGACAAUAUCAAGUUUUAAAGGACAGUGGAGGGUUGAUAUCAGAGAGUUCUAUGAGGAUGACGGGCAGCUGAAGCCAGGAAGGAAAGGCAAGAUACAAUUUUCAUCUCAACAAUAUAAUGAAUGA
Molecule: messenger RNA, 347 nt
Organism: Corticium candelabrum
Lineage: Eukaryota; Metazoa; Porifera; Homoscleromorpha; Homosclerophorida; Plakinidae
Product: RNA polymerase II transcriptional coactivator-like
Exons: 3
Coding region: 48-347 (99 amino acids)
Biological process (GO): positive regulation of transcription initiation by RNA polymerase II
Cellular component (GO): transcription regulator complex; nucleus
Molecular function (GO): DNA binding; transcription coactivator activity
Source: RefSeq, a predicted model, not a curated record